Molecule: messenger RNA, 1045 nt
Organism: Entrophospora candida
Lineage: Eukaryota; Fungi; Glomeromycota; Glomeromycetes; Entrophosporales; Entrophosporaceae
Source: the annotation of a GenBank genome assembly
AUCAGAUGAUAAACAAAUGAUCUAUGAUUUCUCUGUUGAUUCAGAAGUAGUCGGGUAUAAUGGUUACUUUACUCCUGAAGAUGCUAAAAAAAUAGCAAAAUUGGAUGAAGUUUCUGUCGUCGAACAAGAACAGGAAGUCAAAGCAAAUUAUGCUCUUCCAUCUGGAAAUAAUGGCAGGAUAUUCAAAAGAGCCGUUGUUAAUAAUCCAUUAUUCAAUUUGGAUCGUAUCGAUCAAGCUAAUUUUCCACUUGACAAAAAAUACAUCUUUCCUGACACAGCUGGUCAAGGCGUAAAUGUCUACGUUAUUGAUACUGGAAUCAAUGUUGAACAUAGCGACUUUGGUAGACGUGCAAAACAUAGUGCUAGUUUUUGUGAAGGAUGUGGCGAUAAAGAUGAUAAUGGUCAUGGUACCCACGUUGCUGGUAUAAUUGGUGGGAAGACUUUUGGAGUAGCCAAGAAAUGUAAUCUACUUGCGGUAAAAGUGCUUGCUGCUGAUGGUAGUGGUACAAAUACUGAUAUUGUCAAUGGCAUGUUACAUGUGCUCAGUCAGCAUAAAAAAAGUUCCAACAAAAACACAGUCAUUAACAUGUCAAUUGGCGGAGGUUUUUCUCAAGCUAUCAAUGAUGUUGUCGAAAAACUUACCAAAGCAGGUAUUCAUAUUGUAGUGGCAGCCGGUAAGGAGUCUUCAGGUGCUUGUGACGUAUCACCAGCUUCUGCGCCAUCUGCUAUUACAGUUGGUGCAACAGAAGAUACAAGUGACCAGAUUGCCGAUUUCUCAAACUCUGGCAAAUGUGUUGAUAUCUUUGCACCAGGUAGUAAUAUUAAAUCUGCCACUUUUGAUGACAACAAUGGUUCAAUCGCAUUCUCAGGAACCAGCCAAGCAACACCACAUGUCGCAGGAGCAAUUGCAUUGCUUAUUUCUAAAGAAGGCAAUGCAAGUUCAAGUAGUGUAACUUCAAAAAUUAUAAAGUUAAGUACCAAAGGUGUUGUUGGUGGUUUGGAUAAAUCUACACCAAAUAGAUUUUUGCGUGUUCCAUCAGCCUAA